This is a messenger RNA of Portunus trituberculatus (swimming crab), 1315 nucleotides long. RefSeq lists its product as uncharacterized. The transcript has 5 exons. NCBI's taxonomy places the organism in Eukaryota, Metazoa, Arthropoda, Malacostraca, Decapoda, Portunidae. Gene Ontology annotation, biological process: translation; ribosomal large subunit assembly. The coding region runs from base 94 to 1272 and encodes 392 amino acids. Gene Ontology annotation, cellular component: cytosolic large ribosomal subunit; ribosome. Gene Ontology annotation, molecular function: structural constituent of ribosome; rRNA binding. The record is from RefSeq and is a predicted model, not a curated record.
GGUACUGCCGGUGAGUGGUUGGUGCGCAACGGGAGUCUCAGUUGUCUCCAGCCAUUUUGGUUUGUGUCCCUUCCUCGAGUAGCAAUACUCACCAUGCCGCCCAAAAAAGAUAAAAAGCCAGCAACAGGAGCAACUGGGGGCAAGCCAGCAGGCGGGGCUGAGAGCAAGCCCGCCGCUGGAGCCACUGGUGGAAAGUCAACUGGAUCUGGAGCCAAGCCAGCUGGAGCUACAGGUGGAAAGCCAGCUGCACCCAAACCUGCUGCUGGUGGUGCAAAGCCUGCUGCUGCUGCCAAGGGUGGAGCUACUGGAGGCAAACAGAAUGCAGGUGGUAAGCCUGCUGCAGCUGCUGGUGGAAAGGCUGGAGCUGCUGGAGGAAAGUCUGGAGCCACUGGAGGAAAGCCUGCAGCAGCUGCUGGAGGCAAAGCUGGAGCUGCUGGAGCUAAGGCUGGAGCAGGUGCAGGAAAAGCUGGAGGCAAGCAGGGUGCCGGAGCUGCCGGAGCCAAGAAACAAGGAGGCAAGGCUGCCUCUGGUGGCAAGCAGGGAGCAGGCACCAAACCAACAACAGGAACUAAGAGGCCAGCAGGAUCUGCUGCCAAGGGGCCUGCUGCUAAGAAGCAAGCCAGUGGAGCAGCAGCUCCUAAGAAGGGAGGCCCCAAGAAGGCAGGAGCUAAGGGAGCGGCUGCUGGCAAGGCCGGUGCCAAGGGCGCUGCCAAAAAGCCUGCUGGAAAGGGAGCCGUUGGAAAGAAACCCGCGGCUAAGGGAGCUGCUCGUCCCAAGGUUGGAGUGAAGAAACUCACCAUGGGAGCCUCCAAAGACAAGAGACUGAAGACCAAGACAGGCAAGAAGAUUGCUGUGAAGAAGGCUACAAGGGUCGCUCUUAAGAUUGUGAAGGGCGCUCAUGGCACCAGAGUGAAGAAAAUCAGAACUACUGUUCGUUUCCGUCGCCCCAAGACCCUGAGGCUUCCACGCUGCCCCAAGUACCCUCGCCGCUCAGUCCCAAGGAAGAGCAAACUGGAUGCCUUCAACAUCAUCAAGUACCCUCUUACUACUGAGUCUGCCAUGAAGAAGAUUGAGGACAACAACACUCUUGUCUUCAUCAUCGACCGUCUUGCUAACAAGUACCAGAUCAAGUCCGCUGUGAAGAAACUUUAUGAGAUCGAUGCUGCUCGUGUCAACACCCUUCACAGGCCGGACGGACUGAAGAAAGCAUAUGUAAAACUUGCCCCUGACUACGAUGCCCUUGAUGUUGCCAACAAGAUUGGCAUUAUCUAAACAUUGUGGUGAAUGGAAAGAUUUAAGUAAAAAAAAAUGUCUC